GCGCAGGCGGGCGGAGCGCGUCGAGGGCGCCGGCGGGCGGGUUUGAAUCUGGUCCGAACGCGGGAAACUGCGGGUCCCGGGGACGAGGGUUACAGAAUAAAUGCCAUAUGAAAAACAGUUUGAUCUGCCAUGGAAAAACGUGAGACAUUUGUACAAGCAGUGUCUAAGGAGCUGAUUGGAGAAUUUUUGCAAUUCAUUCAACUUGAUAAAGAUGCUUCUGACCCUUUCAACUUAAGUGAAUUGCUAGAUGAAUUGUCAAGGAAACAGAAAGAAGAGCUAUGGCAAAGACUCAAGAAGUUAUUAACAGAUGUGUUGGUGGAGAGCCCGGUGGAUGGGUGGCAGCCAGUGGAAGCCCCCGGUGAAGGCAGUAUGGAAACAGAGCAGGGGUCAAAAAUGAAAAAAAACAUAGAAAUAAUUCAUGCAAUUACAUCUGUGAUUCUUGCUUCUGUGUCUGUUAUAAAUGAAAGUGAGAAUUAUGAAGCCUUACUGGAGUGUGCUGUUAUAUUAAAUGGUAUUUUGUAUGCGCUACCUGAGUCUGAACGAGAGCUACAGGGCUCCAUCCAGGAUCUGUGUGUGAUGUGGUGGGAGAGAGGCCUGCCUGCCAAGGAGGACAUGGGGAAGACUGCUUUCGUCAUGCUGCUGAGGAGAAGUCUCAAGACGAAAACAGUGUGUUUGCUUUCUAAAGUACAUGCUGCGUGUUACUUGAAAGUGCAGGGUGCAGACAUCUGUCGGCUAUGGCGUAUCCAUCAAGCUUUAUAUUGCUUUGAUUAUGAUUUGGAGGAAAGUAGAGAAAUUAAAGACAUGCUGCUUGAGUGCUUCAUAAAUGUUAAUUAUAUCAGAAAAGAAGAGGGAAGAAGAUUUCUUAGUUCUCUCUUCAACUGGAAUAUAAAUUUCAUUAAAAUGAUCCAUGGGACCAUUAAAAACCAGUUACAAGGAUUACAAAAAUCUUUGAUGGUACACAUUGCAGAAGUUUAUUUCAGAGCUUGGAAAAAGGCUUCGGGGAAAAUAUUAGAGGCCAUCGAAAAUGGCUGCAUCCAGGACUUCUUGUACCACGGGGUCCACCUUCCUCGGAAGUCUCCAGUGCACACCAGAGUGCGCGAGGUGCUGAGUUAUUUUCAUCGUCAAAAGGAAGUUCGGCAGGGAGUGGAAGAGAUGCUUUACAGAUUAUAUAAGCCCAUCCUUUGGAGAGGAUUAAAGGCCAGAAACUCGGAAGUCCGGUCCAAUGCUGCACUGCUGUUUGUUGAAGCAUUUCCUGUUAGGGAUCCAAAGUUUAAUGCCAUUGAGAUGGAUAGCGAAAUUCAGAAACAAUUUGAAGAACUCUAUAGCCUUUUAGAAGAUCCCUAUCCGAUGGUCCGUUCCACAGGGAUCCUUGGUGUUUGUAAAAUAACUUCCAAGUACUGGGAGAUGUUGCCUCCGACCAUUCUUAUUGACCUUCUCAAGAAAGUAACUGAGGAACUGGCAUUUGAUACGAGCUCUGCUGACGUGCGCUGUUCUGUCUUUAAGUGCCUGCCGAUAAUUUUGGAUAAUAAAUUAAGCCACCCGUUAUUAGAGCAACUUUUGCCAACGUUAAAGUACUGUCUCCAUGACAAUUCGGAGAAAGUGAGAGUGGCUUUUGUUGAAAUGCUGCUGAAAGUUAAGGCUGUGAGGGCUGCUAAGUUUUGGAAAAUAUGCCCCAUGGAGCACAUUCUGGUCCGUCUGGAGUCGGACUCUCUGCCCGUCACUCGGCGCCUGGUGGGCCUUAUCUUCAACUCCUUCCUGCCCGUGAACCAGCCCGAGGAGGUGUGGUGCGAGCGCUGCGUGACGCUGCUGCAGAUGAACCAUGCGGCUGCGCGGAGGUUCUACCAGCACGCCCACGAGCACACCGCCUGCACCAACAUAGCAAAGCUGAUUCAUGUGAUUCGCCACUGCUUGAACGCCUGCAUCCGGAGGGCUCUGAGUGCAUGCGGGGAGGGCGAUGAGGAGCGGGGGAAGGAGAACGUGAGCGCCCUGGACCAAACGCUGUCAAUAAGCGACGCUGCGUCCAUGGCGGGUUUGUUAGAGAUCGUUGUGAUUCUUUGGAGAAGCAUUCACAGGAGUAUGGAGAAUAACAAAGAGGCCAAAGUGUACACCGUUAGCAAGUUCGCCUCUAUGCUGCCAGAGUACAUGAAAGCGUUUAAGGAUGAUCGCUGCAAGACCCCUCUGUCUGUGCUGGCCUCCCUGAUGCCGGCCUCGGCUGUGCCCGCCUUCAGCUGUGGUGUGAUUUCCACACUAAGAAACCAAGAGGAAGGAACAGCUGACAAGAGCUACUGUAUUCUGUUAGACUGUCUCUGCUCCUGGGGGCAAGUGGGACACGUCCUGGAGCUCAUUUGUGACUCGCUGCCGGAAGAGCUGCCUCAGAGCAAGGGUAACUCUGCAUCUAAGCGGAAAGUGCGGGUCCAGGACCCGCGCCCAGUCAAACCCGGGCUGGCGCUGGUCUACACUGAGUACUUGCUGACCCACCCGAAGAAUCGCGAGUGCCUGCUCUCCGCGCCCCAGAAGAAACUGAACCGUCUUUUGAAAGCUCUUGAAACAUCCAAGGUGGAUCUGGAAUCGAUUUUGCAGUCGCCAGGUGGGAGCCCUCACCACCUGAGUGAAGGCACUGCCCUGCGAGCCUUCAGCCUCCACUGUCGGUUGAGUAUCCAUCUUCAGCACAAGUCCUGCUCAGAAGGCAAAGUUUACCUGUCCACUUUGGAAGACACUGGGUUUUGGUUAGAAAGCAAAGUUUUAUCUUUUAUCCAAGAUCAAGAAGAAGAAUAUCUGAAGCUUCACAGGGUCGUUUAUCAACAGAUUAUACAGACCUACCUGACUGUGUGCAAGGAUGUCAUUGUGGUCGGCCUUGGUGACUGUAUGUUUCAGACACAGCUUUUACAGCGGAGCCUGGGAAUCAUGCAAACAGUGAAGGGAUUCUUUUAUGUUUCAUUACUUCUUGGCAUUCUGAAAGAGGUAGCCAGAAGCUCCUUGACGCAGAAAGCAGAUUCAGAGAAAGAAGUCUCAACAUUGUUUGAUUUGGUGCAGAAAGUAUUUCAGCAAAUGUUGGAAUGUAUGGCGCGGAGCUUCAGGAAGCAACCAGAAGAAGGCUUGCAGCUCCUUUAUUCUGUUCAGACUCCUCUUCAUGAAUUUAUCAGCACCGUGCAGUCCUGGCACGUGGACACGCCUGUCCACCGGGGCGUGCUCUCCACUCUGAUUGCCGCGUCCGUGGUCGAGAUAAGUCACCGGCUCCGAAAGGUUUCUGAUAGCAAAGAGCUUACUCCCCCAGAAGGUCUUUCAGCCCUUCCACCAUUUUCAAGGUGUUUAACAGGAAUAAUAAUAAAAUCUCCCAACGUAGUCAGGUCAUUUUUAGAUGAAUUGAAGGCAUGUGUUAUUUCUGAGGAUAUUGAAGGCAUCGUGUGUCUCACAGCUGUUACGCACAUCAUCUUGGUUAUUAAUAAAGGUAAACAUAAUAGUUCAAAAGUGAAGGGUGUUGCAGCUACUGUUCACAGAAAACUAAAGACAUUCAUGGAAAUUACUUUGGAAGAGGAUAGCUUGGAAAGGUUUCUCUAUGAAUCAUCAUCAAGAACUUUGGGAGCACUUUUGAAUUCAUAACCAAGCCAACAUCUUGGUCAUUAAAAAUAGAGAAAAAGGACUUACAGAAAGCGAGAUGAAUGUGUAUUUUCCUAGUGUUUUUAAUGUUAAUAACCCAUAUAGUAGAGAAGGGGUAGGAUUUAUUUUGGGGUGGGUAUGAGUAGAAAACUCAAAGGUUCUUACAUUUUUGCCCAGCGCCUGCAUAAAUGAGACAUUUAAUGUAACAGGCUCCAGGUAUGAAUGGUGCAGAAACCCACAGUGCAAAGAAAAAAAAAAGACACCUUUCUAGCAAACCCAGUUGUUUUAAAAAUGACUUUUAUAUAUAAUAUUGCUUGCAAACUAUGAGUAAUAAAGCAAUGACA
Molecule: messenger RNA, 3941 nt
Organism: Physeter macrocephalus (sperm whale)
Lineage: Eukaryota; Metazoa; Chordata; Mammalia; Artiodactyla; Physeteridae
Gene: NCAPG2
Product: non-SMC condensin II complex subunit G2
Exons: 28
Coding region: 130-3600 (1156 amino acids)
Biological process (GO): mitotic sister chromatid segregation
Cellular component (GO): condensin complex; nucleus
Source: RefSeq, a predicted model, not a curated record